CAGAGACAGAGACAGAGACAGAGACAGAGACAGAGACAGAGACAGAGACAGAGACAGAGACAGAGGAGUCUCCUGUUCCCAGAGGAAAUAGCAAGGACCCCAGACAGGGGAGAAAGAUGAGUGGGGAAGAAGGCCCUGCCCUCCCCAGUGCCCGGCCCUGGCUGUGCAGCAGAGCUCGCCAUUCCAGCUGGGGAGGUGAGGAUUCCCCUGCGAGCUGAGCAGGAAGAGCCCCUUGCCGUGAGUCAGGCCCCAGAGGCACGGAAUGCUCCCAGUGCCAAUGGCUCAGGGAGCCACGGCGGCUGCUGCUGGACCAGCGAGAAACCCAGAAGGAGCAUUGCAGGCACUGCAAGGACAGCUCACGGCUCUGCCUGCUCCCGCCGCUGCUGCUUCCUCUGCUCCCCCAGAGAGGCGUUUCCAGCAGCUCGGCUAUCUCGGGGCUGCGCCGUGCUCCCUCACUCUUCCUCACUCAGCAAACACGCAGCUUGCUCUCGCCAUGCACCUCGCCUCUCUCAUCCUCACCCUCUUCCUGGGACAGCUCCUGGGCACCACGGGGCAGAUCACGGUCACCCAGGACGAUGGACAAGUCCUCGUGAAGCAGGGACACCCCUUCCAGACCACCUGCAAAUACCAGACCAGCGUUUUGAAUGGAUUGUUCUGGUACGAGCUGCGGCAAGGCCAAGCCCCACAGCUGCUCUCCUAUCAAGCAGGCUCUGGCCCCAAGCACAGCGGCCGGAUCACCACGCACCUGAACACCACGGGGAAAUACAGUGUCCUGAAGGUGGAGGAAGUGCAGCUCUCUGACACUGCCUUGUACCUCUGUGCUGUGACAGACACCCCGGUGCAGGGAGCGUCCCCGGCUGUGCAACAACCCAGGGGAGGGACGGAGGGGAGGUGUCUGUGCAGGGCUGAGGCUGGGCAAGGGACGCUGCGCUCAACCCAGGGCUCACCUGAUGUUGCAUCCCCACGGCUGUAAAAUGCUCUGAUGAUUUUGCACCACGUGCAUUGUAAGAUAUUUUCGGGAAAGUAUUUCUGAUUAUUUUGACUUAUCUCUCUAUUGUGCAGUCUCAAAUAAA
Cyanistes caeruleus (blue tit) is the source of this 1073-nucleotide messenger RNA. The record is from RefSeq and is a predicted model, not a curated record. Lineage: Eukaryota; Metazoa; Chordata; Aves; Passeriformes; Paridae.